GAAGCAGAAAAGGUUAAAAAUAGCAUUAAAAAUUUCAACUUUAUUUUUCUGGUGAAAGUUGAAGAAAUGCGGAAUGUCUUCAUGCAACAGUUUCGUGCUGACUGGGAAUCUAAGGGAAAAAUAUUUUUUCACAAAAAUACCAUCUUAACGAUGGCAUUAGGAAGCGAUAAAUCGAAUGAAAUUGAAGACAAUUUGAGUGAAUUGACUAAAGAAAUCUAUGGUGAAUGUGGUUUAUUUCUUACCAGUAAACCUCUCGAAGAGGUUCGAGAAUAUAUAGAAAACUUUACUUGGAAAGAAUAUGCGAGACCUAGAAGUAUUGCAACAGAGACUGUAACAAUUCCUGCAGGAAUUGUUUCAUAUCAGCCAGAAAAAGGUGGCCAUCCUGUACAAAAAGCUGUAAAUGAUAUUUUUAAAAAGAUGGAAGCACCGACUGUAGCAGAAAAUGAUACUGUUUGUUUGCUGGAUGAUUAUACCAUUUGUAAGGUUGGAGAUCCCCUGAGUGUACACCAAGCUCAUAUAUUGAAAUUGUUGGGUUAUAAGACCGUAACGUGUAGAUUACUUAUCACACAUUAUUAUGAUAAGAUAAAACAAGCCACAUUUAGAUUUUAG
This is a messenger RNA of Racocetra persica, 609 nucleotides long. NCBI's taxonomy places the organism in Eukaryota, Fungi, Glomeromycota, Glomeromycetes, Diversisporales, Gigasporaceae. The record is from the annotation of a GenBank genome assembly.